Molecule: messenger RNA, 1719 nt
Organism: Labeo rohita (rohu)
Lineage: Eukaryota; Metazoa; Chordata; Actinopteri; Cypriniformes; Cyprinidae
Exons: 7
Coding region: 10-1434 (474 amino acids)
Source: RefSeq, a predicted model, not a curated record
AGUAAACCGAUGAAGAAAAUGUUUCUCAGAUUAGUUUUGUUCUGUUUGCGUUUAUGGCGUCUGGAUGGUGUGUUUGAAGAAGUGCUGGAGGGAGAUUCAGUCACUCUAAACUCUGGUCUUACUAAAAUAAUGGAUGAUGUUGUGAUUCAGUGGAGGUUUGGAUAUACUGAGAAGACUGUAAUAGCUGAAAUCAAUAAACGGGCUGACAGCUUCAUUGUAUAUGAUGAUGUUCCUGAUGGGAGAUUCAGAGACAGACUGAAGCUGGACAAUCAAACUGGAUCUCUGACCAUCACAAACACUACAGCUGGACAUACUGGACUUUAUACAACACAGACCAACGGUGUGAUCAAGUCUAUGAAUCUUAUUGUCUAUGGUGUACUGAAGUCGGUGUUAGUGAAGGAGGGAGAUUUAGUCACUAUAAACUCUGGUCUUACUGAAAUGAAGCAUGAUGAAGUGAUUCAGUGGAGAUUUUUAAAUGAAUUCAUUUUAAUAGCUGAAAUCAAUGUAACAGCCAACAGCAUGACUGUAUAUGAUGAUGUUCUUGAUGGGAGAUUCAGAGACAGACUGAAGCUGGACAACCAAACUGGAUCUCUGACCAUCACAAACAUCAGAACCACAGACUCUGGAGUUUAUGAGCUACGUAGUAGCAAUAUGGCGUUUGUUUUCUUUCUCAGUGUCCAUAAUGAAAUAUUGAUGAUGGAGGGAGAUUCAGUCACUCUAAACUCUAAACUCACUAACACACUGAGUGCUGUUCGGAUUCAGUGGAUGUUUGGAAAUGAAAACAUUUUAAUAGCUGAAAUCAAUUUAUGGGUUGACAGAUUUGCUGUAUUUGAUGAUGUUCCUGAUGGGAGAUUCAGAGACAGACUGAAGCUGGACAAUCAAACUGGAUCUCUGACCAUCACAAACACCACAACUGAACAUGCUGGAAAUUAUAAACUACAGAUCAACAAACUGACUGAGAGUUUCAGUCUCGCUGUCUAUGCUCAUCUGCCUGUUCCUGUGAUCAGCAGUAACUCUUCACAAUAUUCAUCAUCAUAUUGUUCAUUGGUGUGUUCAGUGGUGAAUGUGAGUCAUGUGACUCUCUCCUGGUACGAAGGAAACAGUUUAUUGUCCAGCAUCAGUGUGUCUGAUCUCAGCAUCAGUCUUUCUCUACCUCUGGAGAUUGAGUGUCUGGAUGAUUCCUACAGCUGUGUUGUGGCUUUUUCAUUCACCAACCAGACCACACAUCUCAACACUGAACUCUGUCACACAUGUUCAGACUCUGUCCACUGUUGUGGUCCAACUGAAGCUGUGAUCCGAUUGGUCCUCUCUGCUCUGGUGGGCGUGGCUACUGUCAUUCUUCUGGUUUAUGACAUCAGAUCCAGAAGAGCUGAACAAGAUGAAGCACAUGUUCACACAUCAGGUGGCUCAUUUCCAUUCCAGAAGAUGAUUUGAAAAAACAAACAGCAAUGUAUUCUCUCAUUAAUGUUUAAAAGUAAAUGUGAGCGCUUGUCAUAAUAAAUACUGAUGAUUACCAAAUAUUUCAUUGGUUAUGUUAGAUUAGUAUAUAUAGGCUAACAUGCUUUCCUUUUAAUUGUGUUUGUUGUUGUUUUUACAAUCUAAUCUUUCCUAUUUAAUUGGAGACUUUCAAAAUCACCUCAAAUCACAUUUAAAGGUAGUGUAGUGUUGUUCAUAUUAUUGUAUAUAUCAGAUGUCUCUAAUACUGAAGCUCUACUGGCU